AUGAACGUUGAGACCACAACUCCCAUAAAUACCUUUAAUCCCAAGGACCCACAUGGUUUGGGUGAUCCCAAUGACACAUCUCUGCGCAAGGUAGAAGUUGAGAUUCUAAUUCCCAAAAUUAUGCGAGACCGUGCUAAGGAGAUACAUUGCACCAAAGAAGUUGCAGAUUUCCAAGCCUGUUGCAAAGACAGUGGUGUACUGAUGGUCGUAUCGUGUCGCAAAGAAAAUUCCCAUUUAAAAGAAUGCCUAAGUAAAUGGUAUAAGAAUGAGGCAUUUAAGGAGGAGUGCAAACAGAUUUACCUACAAGAAAGAUCGGAAUUUCGCAGAACCGGCAUUCCCAAAAAACACAGAGUUGAAAAAGUUUAA
Molecule: messenger RNA, 366 nt
Organism: Musca vetustissima
Lineage: Eukaryota; Metazoa; Arthropoda; Insecta; Diptera; Muscidae
Product: COX assembly mitochondrial protein homolog
Exons: 2
Coding region: 1-366 (121 amino acids)
Cellular component (GO): mitochondrion
Source: RefSeq, a predicted model, not a curated record